GAAUAGUAACAUUAUUAUAGUACAAUGGGAAGAGGGAAAGUGGUGUUGAAGAGGAUCGAGAACAAGAUAAACCGACAAGUGACGUUUGCAAAGAGGAGGAACGGGCUGCUGAAGAAGGCUUACGAGCUUUCGGUUCUCUGUGAUGCUGAGGUUGCUCUCAUCAUCUUCUCUAGUCGUGGCAAGCUCUAUGAGUUUUGCAGCACUUCUAGCAUAUAUAAGAUACUUGAGAAGUACAACAGUUGCACCUAUGGAGCGUUGGAAUCUGGUGAAUCAGAAGUUGACACACAGAGCAAGUACCAGGAAUAUUUGAAGCUCAAAGCAAAAGUUGAGGUCCUUCAGCAUUCACAGAGACAUUUUCUUGGGGAAAAUUUAGGUGACUUGGGCAUCAAGGAACUGGAGCAGGUUGAGCUCCAGUUGGAUUUCUCAUUGAAGAAAAUCAGAUCCAGAAAGAUGCAGAUGAUGAUCGACCAACUUUCUGAACUGCAAACUAAGGAAGAAGCCCUACUCGAAACCAAUAUAAACCUGAGAAAGAAGUUGGAGGAAAAUAGUUCGACAGUACAAUCGUCAUGGGAAACCGGGGAACCAAGCAAUCCAUACAACCAUCCGCCGCCUCAGUCGGAUGGAUUUUUCGAGCCUUUACAUUGCAGGUACAAUCCCAGUAAUAUUACAGAUGAGGAUACUGCUACAUGCUCUGCAGUUGCACCAGGUGGAUUUAUCCCUGGAUGGAUGCUUUGAUUAAUGUUUGAGCUUUAAUUAAAAGAACUCCAUAUUUUCUCAUAUAAAGUGAUUGGAAAUUAAGAACAGACAAUAAUAAUUAAGCAGAUCCCAACUUUUAUUUCGUUGUAUCUCUUAUUGAGGAUGCCUGCAUGCACAGUUUCAAGCGUGGGGCGAAGCUCCAAUACUGUGAAAACAUUGUAGGACAGUAACU
Messenger RNA from Hibiscus syriacus, 928 nucleotides. RefSeq names its product MADS-box protein 04g005320-like. NCBI's taxonomy places the organism in Eukaryota, Viridiplantae, Streptophyta, Magnoliopsida, Malvales, Malvaceae. Gene Ontology annotation, cellular component: nucleus. Bases 25 to 735 code for a protein of 236 amino acids. The transcript has 7 exons. Gene Ontology annotation, molecular function: DNA-binding transcription factor activity, RNA polymerase II-specific; protein dimerization activity; RNA polymerase II cis-regulatory region sequence-specific DNA binding. Gene Ontology annotation, biological process: positive regulation of transcription by RNA polymerase II. The record is from RefSeq and is a predicted model, not a curated record.